AUGUCCGGAAGAGGAUUCCAUGCCAGGGAGCAGAAGCUCGUCGUCGUCGGUCUCGGCGGUGUCGGAAAAUCCAGUCUGACAAUGCGAUUCGUCACAUCUCAAUUCUACGACCAAGGCUACUAUCCUACGAUAGAAGAUUCAUAUCGCAAGCAAGUCGUCGUAGACGAUGAAGCAGCCACGCUGGAAAUACUCGAUACCGCAGGCCAAGAGGAAUACGCAGCCAUGGCCGACCAAUGGUACACGUUCGGCUCGGGCUUCUUGCUCGUCUACUCUCUGACAGACCGGCCCACCUUUGAAGAGAUCAAGAACUUUCAUGAAGAGAUCCUGCGGGUAAAGGAUCGUGAUCACGUGCCUUGUGUUGUCGUCUGCAACAAGUGUGACCUGCAAAAGUAUCGCGCGGUAGGGCAGCUGGAAGGACGUGAACUCGCGAGAUCGCUCUCGGCGCCAUUCAUCGAGUGUUCAGCGGCGGACGGGGUGAAUGUCGAUGUGGCCUUUCGCGAGCUGGUCAAGCUGGUCAGAAAGGAUGAACGACGCAUAUCCCUCGCUUCCCAAAGACUCCUCGAAGGCCCCUUCCUCUCCCAACCCCAGCCGUCCUCCCGCGAAAAGGAACGAUACCCAAACCACCACUCUUCCCGAGACAACCUCAAGAGCGGGUCGAAUGGUUAUUCAUCAGGACGUUCACGUCCGGUAAGCAGAAAUGGGAAAGAGGGACAGAGACGGCAGGGUGGAGGAAGGGGAGAGGGGGAAAAGAAGGGGUGUUGUGUGAUUAUGUGA
This is a messenger RNA of Cryptococcus wingfieldii CBS 7118, 774 nucleotides long. RefSeq names its product Ras family, other. The transcript has 6 exons. Lineage: Eukaryota; Fungi; Basidiomycota; Tremellomycetes; Tremellales; Cryptococcaceae. The coding region runs from base 1 to 774 and encodes 257 amino acids. Gene Ontology annotation, molecular function: GTPase activity; GTP binding; GDP binding. Gene Ontology annotation, cellular component: plasma membrane. The record is from RefSeq and is a predicted model, not a curated record. Gene Ontology annotation, biological process: signal transduction.